Messenger RNA from Aspergillus melleus, 660 nucleotides. RefSeq lists its product as uncharacterized. The record is from RefSeq and is a predicted model, not a curated record. Bases 1 to 660 code for a protein of 219 amino acids. Gene Ontology annotation, biological process: protein histidyl modification to diphthamide. The transcript has a single exon. Gene Ontology annotation, molecular function: metal ion binding. Lineage: Eukaryota; Fungi; Ascomycota; Eurotiomycetes; Eurotiales; Aspergillaceae.
AUGACCAAAUCGCACACACUCACUCACGAUCACUAUGAGAUCCUCUCCCUCCCUUUCUCAAGCUCGACGACAACAUCUCUAUCCAAACAACAACUCAAGACCGCAUACCACAAAGCCCUCCUAAAACACCACCCGGACAAAGCUUCCUCCGAGACGAAAGACACAGACCUCCAGACACACUCGCAGUCGCAGUCACAAUCGCAGCCACUCUCGCAAAACAAAAACAACCUACCUCCCUCCCCCGCGACCCCAGCAACUCCCAAAACCACCUACACAAUCGACCAAAUCACCCUCGCCUACCGCACGCUCUCCGACCCAGCUCUCCGCGCAGAAUACGAUCGCGAACUGCGUCUGGAUCGCGAGAAGGCCGCGCGCCGAGAGGAGACAGGGACGGUGUUCCAUACGGGCCUGGAGGUUGUCGAUCUAGAGGAUUUGGCGUGCGAUGAAGGGGACGAUGAGAUGGGUCAUCAGGCAGUUUGGUAUCGCGGGUGUCGGUGUGGUGAUGAGAAGGGGUUUUUGGUUUCGGAGGAGGAGCUGGAGAGGGAGGUUGAGCAUGGGGAGAUUGUGGUUGGGUGUCGCGGGUGUAGUUUGUGGAUGAAGGUUUUGUUUGCGGUGGAUGAGGAUCAGGAUGGGGAUGGGGAUGGCGAGUCGAAGACUUGA